AGGAGGUGGUGCUGUGAGCUGGCGCAGCAAGAAGCAGAAUGAGGUGGGAUUGUCCUCAUGUGAGACUGAGUACAUGGCCUUACACCAUGGGGCCAAGGAAGUAGUGUGGCUAAGGCGUUUGUUGGAGGAGUUGGGAGUUGGUCAGGAGGAGCCGACAGUUGUGUUUUGUGACAAUGAGUCCGCUGUGAAGCUCGCCAAGAAUGCUUGUCUGCAUGGGCUGACAAAACACAUAAGGCCUAAGUGGCAUUGGGUGAGGAGACUCCUUGAUAAGGAGGUGCGGCUGGAGAUAGUGAAGACCCAUCAGCAGGCAGCAGAUAUUUUCACCAAGCGUCUGGCGGAGGCGGAUCAUUGGAAGGGCAUGAAGCUUGCUGGGAUGAAUUCUUGAACUUUGAUUGAACCUUUUGAGAUUGAGUUAAAUUAAGAGCUACAACAUAUCCAAGUUUCGCGACAUUCCAACGGCUAGUUUUUCGUCGACGUUGUUUCUUGUGAAGACGACUUUUCUGUCCAGAAUUUCGGAUUUAUAUUUUGAGUAAUUCUAGUUCCUAAGUUCACCUAGACUCCGUCCUUAAUCCU
Closterium sp. NIES-67 is the source of this 573-nucleotide messenger RNA. The record is from the annotation of a GenBank genome assembly. NCBI's taxonomy places the organism in Eukaryota, Viridiplantae, Streptophyta, Zygnematophyceae, Desmidiales, Closteriaceae.